AGGACCUCAAACUUGGACCUCAAGCGCCACCUAUAGGGCUGCGAAAACGUUUGAGUUUUGCACCAGUGGGACUGGGUAGUAGGUUUUCACCUAAAGACACCAGAGGUAGGCUAGCAUAGCAUAGCUACUGUUUGCUAUCCAUAAGACGAUCAAUAACAGUGCGGCUUCCGACCAGAUGGUGGCGGUAGUGUGUCAGUCAGUUGUUUAACAAGCUCACAUAAGAUCCGAAGAAGACAUUCAACUACAACUAGCAAUGGUGAAGUUCUUAAAACAAAAAAUGAAGACUAAAGUGGUGCCAGUUCCCCCCAAAAGACGACAUUUUUUACGUAAGUACAAUCCUGACUUUUGUAAAUAGAGGAAGCGAGGCAGUGCGUGGAGUGUGACAUGACGCUAUCUAAAGCUAAAAUCUAAAUAUUGGUCUUUUUUUAUUAAUAAACCAGACUUAAGCCUUCACAUUUUUAUUGCUUGAUUUGUUCCAUGAAUUAUUAGCAAAAGUUAAGAUGGGUUUAAUCAUCUUCGUGAUGAUCACAUGUCAUGUUAUUCAUUAAACUUUAUUCCGGUUUUAGCUUGUUAGCUUGUUAAACUGUGAGUAGAUUUGGUUAAUGAGUGAAAACAAAUUGAUGAGAUCAAUUAAAUCUAUAGUGUUAAUAUUUAAUAGGCCCCGGGCCAAUGACAAAAUCGGGCCUCGACAUCAAAAAGUUUAAGAACCCCUGUACCACAGCAACAAUUGUAUCUUUUUCUGUUUACAUUUAUCCCGGGUGCAUUCUUUCAGCGCAUGCUCAGAUAUGACGUAACAGCAAGCUCGAGACCGUCUUCAGUUUUAAAAAUGGAGGCGAGCAAUCGGAACUGGACUGUCGUUGAAAGUUUGUUUAUGAUCCAAACUAACUUUCAAGGCUGGAGGGACGAAAAACUACUCGAAAUAUGGAGUUAUUCCAACAAGUGAAAGAAAAACUCGGGGAAGCCGGCACGUGAUGUUGAUGUUUACGCUUUACUGCGCAUGCCCCAUUGACUAUGCUGUUUGACUAUAGCGGUGCAUGGAGACUCCUCAUGUAAACAUGGCUACUGAGGCGUUCAAGUGUUGCUCAGUGAACAUAGCCUAUGCCGGCAAUCAUUUGGACACAAGUAUUUUUUAGUCAAUUGUAUUAAAUGAAGGUAGCUAUAAUAGUAGACAGCAGGCAAACGUGAGCGAAAAAAAGUAUAUAUCGUCUUUAAAAACCUGCCUUUUCGCAUGUUUGUAACAUUUUCGCGAGUGGGUAAAUGCAUCCAAGUGAAACUAUCGUCCACCAUUAACGAGUCGCUUUGUUGCUCAUUAAAACUGACUUUUACUAACCUUUUAGUCAUUUCCCCCCAAGACCUUUCUCCUGUCAGCCGCUUACCUCGGGUUGUGUCCCGGCGUGAGUCAAUUGAAAUCUCGGUGGUCGCCGAAGGAAUGACAGUCGGCCCCCCGGCUCGGCUGUCUUAUAGGCGGCCUCGGAGGUUUGUCUUCCCCGCCGACGAACGCCCGGAAUGUCCGAGGAUUCCUCUGGAAUUCUGCCGCUGCUGCCUCCAUAUUUGGUCGCCGCACGCAUGGAUGCAGUGUACGGCCCAAACAUGGACACGAAGACCCCCGCGAGACCACCGUGGUUCUCCCCUGGCCGUGUAAGGAAGGAAGGCACAUACACACACACUCUCUCUCGCUCUCUUUACAUUAGUCAUAUUAUGAGGUUGCAAUAGCAUCUUUUAACACAUUGAUAUAUAACGACAAUUAGGGGACCAGCUCACAUUUGAAGACGUCAUUUUCUAAUUAAUUUAAGCUAAAAAAUAAUCUAAGUGAAAUGUUAUGAAUGAUAUCAACUUAAUACACACAAUACAUAAUGACUGUUAGCUUGGUUUUCAUAUUUCGUCAUCUACAGUGUUGUGUGGCCAAUAUUGGCUGUUUAUAGAAUGAACAAUAAUAUUAAACAUAUAAAACAACAGUUAAUAAUGUUAAUAACAUUAAAACAUAGUGAGGUCAUAGAGCAUAAUUCAAUUAUCGCCCCCUGGUGGCCAUUAGCUUUCCUGCAAAGGCACUCAUCACUACAUGAAUAUAGGACCAACAUACUUACUGUUGUUCAUAUGAUGCAUCAUUUUAAUAUAAAAACAAAAGUAGCACACUGCUACCCGGACUGCGGCACAAUGCUGAGCGCAUGAGGAUGCUUUUUAAGUGACGUCUAAAAGAAGACAGAUCUCCAGCAGACAGCUGCACACUAAUUCCUCCCAAACAAAAUGGAGAACAAACUGAAGCCUGGUGUUGUUUAUCCAGCUGCUGACACACAAGGAGGUAGGAGUGUCGAGCACAGUGGAGCGUGAAAGUGGAUCAAGGAUCACUUUGCCAGUCCCAGUCGGAGUUGUCCAAACAUUUAUAGGAGGCUCGUCAUCCAGCAGCAGAAAUGAGAUGUCUCCUCCUCACACCAGCAGCAGAAGAAGAAGCAACCUGGAGGCUGAGCUGGAGAAGAAGAGCCGAGAUGGAGAAACAGCUAAACUACACGUCCUGUUUGUUCUGAACCUGCGUCGAGUGAAACCAGUACCGGAUCGCUGAAGACCUGACCGAUAUGCAGUCAUGAAGCGGGUCCGCACGGAGCAGAUCCAGUACGCAGUGGCCCAGUACCUGAAGAGGAGACAGUAUGUGGACUCCACUGAGGGUUCCCUGAAAGCAGCCAAAUUCUUCCAGACAGCUGAGGAAAUGGCUGCUGGCCUCACAGCAGUUCAGACCGAGUCAGGCUGCGCCAAUGUGGUGUCCGCAGCGCCUUGUCAGUCGGACCCGCAGCAGUAUGAGUUGCAGUACUCGAGGCUGCGCUGCUUCCUGUCAGAAGCGGACAUAUCAUGGGCAAAGGAGGUGAGCAGCAUCCUCUACCCGCUUUUUGUCUACUUCCACCUGGACAUGGUGCACUUGGGCCUGAAGGGGGCAGUUGACGGCUUCUACAGCCGUUUCCACGGCGCCUUCCUUCAGGACAGCGAGCAGCGUGCCACCAUCGAGCAGCUCCGUCACGUCCUCACCAGUCAGGACGUGGCCGCCAACCCCAGGCUCAAUGCUUUUCUGGAGCACAAGUUUGUGGUACAUCUAACGGAGCCCGCCUACAGUUACCUGCUACGCUACCUGCAGAGCGAGGACAACAGCACCAUCUGCAGGGUCCUCAGUACGCACCUGAAGCUGGAGGUGAGCGUCUCACGGCGCACCGACUACCAGUUAUACGGCGGAGCAGGCGGGAAUGCCGGUGCGCCCAACUCGACUUCCACGUGGGCGGGAGUGGACGGUGCGGAGGGCGGGGACGGGGUGGAGCUCCCUGCUGGAAUCCCACAGAGCCAGGCGGCACUGGAGGCUCUGCAGGACUGCAUCAAAAAGGUCAACGAGGGCCCCCCCUCGCUCACCACCGUGUGCUUCUACGCCUUCCAUCACACGGAGCAGCUCCUCAACGCCGCCGAGGUGUCGGCCGACAGUCGGCUGCUGGCCGCCGGCUUCGACAGCUCCACCGUCAAGCUGUGGAGCCUACGUGCCCGGAAGCUCAAAGCCAAACCGCACGUGACCGACGUGUCCCGCGUCCACCUGGCGUGCGACGUGCUGGAGGAGGAAAUGGAUGAGGAGGACGCCUCGGGCAGCGAGAUCAAGAUGCUCCGCGGCCACAGCGGUCCCGUGUAUCGAACCGCCUUCUUGACGGACAGCUCCGGGCUGCUGACCUGCUCCGAGGACACCAGCAUCCGCUACUGGGAUCUGGGCAGCUUCACCAAUACGGUGCUCUACCAGGGUCACGCGUACCCCGUGUGGGACGUUGACGUGAGCCCCUGCAGCCUCUACUUCGCCAGCGGCUCCCACGACCGCACGGCACGCCUCUGGACCUUUUCUCGUACGUACCCGCUACGGCUCUACGCCGGACACCUGGCGGAUGUGGACUGCAUCAAAUUCCAUCCCAACUCCAACUACUUGGCCACUGGCUCCACUGACAAAACCGUGCGGCUGUGGAGCACCCAGCAGGGGGCGUCCGUUCGCCUCUUCACCGGCCACCGCGGCCCCGUGCUGUCGUUAGCUUUCUCGCCUAAUGGGAAGUACCUUGCCUCUGGCGGCGAGGACCAGAGAAUCAAACUGUGGGAUUUGGCCUCGGGAACGUUGUUCAAGGACAUGCGGGGACACACGGACAGCGUCACCGGCUUGUCUUUCAGCCCCGACAGCAGCCUGGUGGCGUCCUCGUCGAUGGACAACUCUGUCAGGGUUUGGGACGUCCGCGGCUCUCACGGCGGAACGCCGACGGACGGCUCAUCCGGCGAGCUGGUGGGCUCGUACGCAGGGAACACGAGCAACGUGCUCAAUGUGCAGUUCAUGGCGUGCAACCUGCUGCUGGUGACCGGAAGCGCACACGAUAACACAGAAUCUUAGUG
This is a messenger RNA of Doryrhamphus excisus (bluestripe pipefish), 4389 nucleotides long. The record is from RefSeq and is a predicted model, not a curated record. NCBI's taxonomy places the organism in Eukaryota, Metazoa, Chordata, Actinopteri, Syngnathiformes, Syngnathidae.